GGCCAGUACUUUGUAAUGGGCUGGGUCUCAAGGCCUGGAAUAAUAGAUUGCGCCUUGAAGCCGCCUCCUGCAACAUGCAUGUGCAUUGAGAAGGAAAAUAUAUUCUGCAGUAGUUGCCUUACAGCUGCUGACCUACAACUUAUACCUGGACAAGGAGAGGACUUGAACAAAAGAGUCUAUUAUUCUAAAGGAAGCAGGGUUGCUGACUGCAGAUUGGAAGUUCAGGAUCUGAUAAAUUUCUAGCAUGAGAAGUAAAAACCGGCUUGUGACCAUAGUGCCCAGUGAUGCUGCGUUCAAUACCAGAAGGGCAUAUACCAGUGAAGAUGAAGCUUGGAAAUCCUAUCUGGAGAAUCCCUUAACAGCGGCUACCAAGGCUAUGAUGAGCAUCAAUGGAGAUGAGGAUAGUGCUGCUGCCCUUGGAUUACUGUAUGAUUAUUAUAAGAUUCCCAAAGACAAGACAAGAUCGUUGUCUGUUAAUAAAGUGAGCGAUAAUCAAGAAGAUCAAGAUAAAAGAAACUGUCUUCCCACCAGCGAAACGCAGAGUAACCUCAGCAACAACGGCGAAAACAGAGUGCAAGUCUUGAAGACUGUCCCAGUAAACCUUUCCUUGAACCAGGAGCAGCUUGAGAUUUCAAAAAGGGAGCAGUUCAAUUCAAAUGUAUCUGGAAGCCCAACCUCCAUUUCUGUGACGGGAGUUAUGGUAGUGAAAGCUGAAGAGUACACUCCUAUUUAUAUGACUCCAUCCGUGCAUUAUGCCAGAGGAGAAAAUGAAGAACAUAGAGGUGUUAUAUUUGAACAUGCACAUUAUGAAGUGCCAAGCAUCACUGCCCAUUCGACUUAUGCAAAAGAUGAUCAGCGCAGCACUCCAGAUAGUACCUACAGUGAUACUUUUAAAGAUGGAGGGGCAGAGAAGUAUCGCAGUGGUUCUGUGGGGCCUGAGGAAUAUAUUUAUGAACAGACAGCCACCAGCACAUUUCGAUAUACUUUAGAAGCCACCAAAUCGCUACGUCAAAAGCAAGGAGAAGGCCCAAUGACCUACUUGAACAAAGGACAGUUUUAUGCCAUAACCUUGACCGAGACGGGAGACAACAAAUGUUUCAGACAUCCCAUCAGCAAAGUCAGGAGUGUGAUUAUGGUUGUGUUCAGUGAAGAUAAAAAUCGGGACGAACAGCUGAAGCACUGGAAGUACUGGCAUUCCCGGCAACACACAGCCAAACAGAGGGUCCUUGACAUUGCUGAUUACAAAGAGAGCUUCCAUACAAUUGGGAAUAUUGAAGAAAUCGCCUAUAAUGCUGUUUCCUUUACUUGGGAUGUCAAUGAAGAAGCAAAGAUUUUCAUCACAGUGAACUGCUUGAGCACAGACUUUUCUUCACAAAAAGGAGUUAAGGGUCUUCCUUUGAUGAUCCAGAUAGAUACAUACAGCUACAAUAAUCGCAGCAAUAAGCCCAUCCAUCGAGCUUUCUGCCAGAUCAAGGUUUUUUGUGACAAGGGAGCUGAGAGGAAGAUCCGAGAUGAAGAGAGGAAACAAAACAGAAAGAGAUCAAAAAACCCGUUAUCUCAGCCCCCGUGUAGUAAUGCUGAAGGAAAACUGACCGCUGUUGCCCUCCAAAAGAAGAGUGAUAUCACCUUCUUCAAAACAAUGACAGACCUGGAGUCUCAACCUGUUCUGUUCAUUCCAGAUGUUCAUUUUGGGAACCUCCAAAGAGCUGGGCAGGUUUACUAUAACACCGAUGAUGAGCGAGAAGGGAGUAUGUUGGCUAAACGGAUAUUCCGGCCAGUAGAAGACGACUUUGUUACGCCUCCAUUAAAGCAAAUAAAAGAAGAAGGAGCAAAAAGAGUGUUGUUGUAUGUGAGGAAAGAAGCUGAUGAAGUAUUUGAUGCUUUGAUGUUAAAGUCCCCCACUGUAAAGGGAUUAAUGGAAGCAAUUUCAGAGAAAUAUGGCCUUCCAGGCGAAAAGAUCACAAAGCUUUAUAAGAAGAGCAAAAAAGGAAUCCUGGUCAAUAUGGAUGAUAACAUCAUCGAACAUUAUUCCAAUGAAGACACUUUCAUCCUAAACAUAGAAAGCUUGGUGGAAGGUUUCAAGGUCACAUUGACAGAGAUCUAGUUAAAUUAUUCUGCAGCCCUGGAAGCCACCGCAUUUCUCCCUUAUAUCAAGGAAAGGAAUGUUUCACUUAGAUCCGGAAGACCUGCUGGGGCCAAGAAAAGAGGCUGUUACAAAACUCAACUGACCACAUCCUUCGCGUUUGGCAGAGGAAACAAACCUCUUAGUUACUGACAAGUGUGUUUAAGUCAAGAUCGACCAACAUUCCACGACAACGUUCCUUAUUUAUUGCUGCCCACUUUGCAGUAUGUAAAUAAUCUAUGGACCCCAGACUUCAUGAUCUCACUCACCGGAAGGAGGAAACAAUGACUUUAAAAAAAGGUUUAAUAUGCAAUACAAUGAGUUUGAGAAAUUGCAUCCAUUAAGUUGGAAUUUAUAGUAAAAUUGCACACUACCAAAUAAUUAGCUAGAAAAUCCGAUACUCUUUUUUUGUUCAGAGCUAUUGAUGCGGAAAGUGUCUGACUGUGUUCCCCUUUACUAAAUUCCCAUCAAGUCCUGAGAAAUGUAUACCUUAGCCAUGUGCCUCCAAGUGCUUCCAUGUACAUAGCAAAUAAUGACUGUAAGUAAGAUGGCAAGUUAUUUGUAACUAAAAUGCCAUCCAUUUCAACCUAUGUACAUAGUGUUUAUAAUAUGUAAUAAUAUAUUUUUCCUACAUGUGC
Messenger RNA from Anolis carolinensis (green anole), 2760 nucleotides. RefSeq names its product grainyhead like transcription factor 2 (gene grhl2). Lineage: Eukaryota; Metazoa; Chordata; Lepidosauria; Squamata; Anolidae. Gene Ontology annotation, molecular function: DNA-binding transcription activator activity, RNA polymerase II-specific; RNA polymerase II cis-regulatory region sequence-specific DNA binding. Gene Ontology annotation, biological process: neural tube development; brain development; regulation of transcription by RNA polymerase II. The record is from RefSeq and is a predicted model, not a curated record. The transcript has 16 exons. Gene Ontology annotation, cellular component: nucleus. Bases 245 to 2104 code for a protein of 619 amino acids.